Gastrolobium bilobum is the source of this 2002-nucleotide messenger RNA. Its product is annotated as methyl-CpG-binding domain protein 4-like protein. Gene Ontology annotation, molecular function: DNA binding; catalytic activity. Bases 523 to 954 code for a protein of 143 amino acids. Gene Ontology annotation, biological process: base-excision repair. The transcript has 4 exons. The record is from RefSeq and is a predicted model, not a curated record. Lineage: Eukaryota; Viridiplantae; Streptophyta; Magnoliopsida; Fabales; Fabaceae. Gene Ontology annotation, cellular component: nucleus.
UUCAGUUUCACUCUUUUACUUGUUGCCCUAACCCUUAUUUUCAAAGCCCUCGUUUCGCUAAUGUUAUCGUUAUAGGAGAAUGGAGUAUCCGUCUAUUUCAUCACUCUCUAAUCUGAAAGAAGAAACUCUGAUUGUCGAAAAGAAGUCCAAGAGGAAGAACAAUAAUGCUGAAAAGAAGAGAAAGUGGUUGAUUUGCAUUGGAACUGAAAAGAGUAAAUCCAAAAAGAAGAGAAGAUCCCAACAUCAGGAACUUUCUGAGCCUCGGAAGGAGUCUCCUUACUUUCAGAAUGACCACAUGAAGAAGGCAGAUAUUAUAGGCUUGCCAGAUACUUCUGGAAAUUUUCCGCAGAACAAUCAUGAAGAGAACAGAGAUAAAAUUUUGAUUGUGAACGGGUUGAAAAGGCCAAGAGUAAAGCGAAAAAUUUGGGCCUAAAGUAGAAGAAAACGCAGACCCCUGCUUGUUGGUAAAUAAAUUUAGUGGUCGUGAAAAAUCGAUUACAGUUAAAAGGACCCUUUCCACUUAUGAGAAGUGGGAUGAGGCUUACCAAAGAAGAACUCCUGAUAAUACAUGGAAGCCUCCGCGGUCUAAGAGGGUGUUGGUUAUAUGCAUGCUUUUUGCAGGUAAAAAGGGUUAUAUUAGACCUGUUCAAGUUAUGUCCAGAUGCAAAAUCUUGUACACAAAUCACAAAAGAGGAAAUAGAACAGAUAAUAAGGAGUCUAGGUCUUCAAAGGAAAAGGGCACAUAUGUUACAACGGUUCUCUCAGGAAUACUUGGAGGAAAGAUGGACACAUGUAACUCAACUCCAUGGUGUUGGCAAGUAUGUCAUGUCAUGUUCUGUUCUGUAUGCAGCGGAUGCAUAUGCUAUAUUUUGUACAGGAAAGUGGGAUCAAGUGAGACCCGCAGAUCAUAAGCUAAACGAGUAUUGGGAAUGGCUCCGUGAAAAUCAAGCAUAAAUUGUGAAAGACAUAGGAUGAAGGAAUGAAGUUUCUAAAUUUUUCAUACUGGCGUCUGUCUCUUUGUAUUUGUGUACUGAUGAUGGGAAAGUCCAUAUCUGUGUUGGGUAUGGUUCAUAUUUUGUACAGGAAAGUGGGAUCGAGUGAGACCCGCAGAUCAUAAGCUAAACAAGUAUUGGGAAUGGCUCCGUGAAAAUCAAGCAUAAAUUGUGAAAGACAUAGGAUGAAGGAAUGAAGUUUCUAAAUUUUUCAUACUGGCGUCUGUCUCUUUGUAUUUGUGUACUGAUGAUGGGAAAGUCCAUAUCUGUGUUGGGUAUGGCUCAUAUUUUGUACAGGAAAGUGGGAUCGAGUGAGACCCGCAGAUCAUAAGCUAAACGAGUAUUGGGAAUGGCUCCGUGAAAAUCAAGCAUAAAUUGUGAAAGACAUAGGAUGAAGGAAUGAAGUUUCUAAAUUUUUCAUACUGGCGUCUGUCUCUUUGUAUUUGUGUACUGAUGAUGGGAAAGUCCAUAUCUGUGUUGGGUAUGGCUCAUAUUUUGUACAGGAAAGUGGGAUCGAGUGAGACCCGCAGAUCGUAAGCUAAACGAGUCUUGAUGGCUCCGUGAAAAUCAAGCAUAAAUUGUGAAAGACAUAGGAUGAAGGAAUGAAGUUUCUAAAUUUUUCAUACUGGCGUCUGUCUCUUUGUAUUUGUGUAAUGAUGAUGGGAAAGUCCAUAUCUGUGUUGGGUAUAGCUCAUACUUCGCAUGCUGAUGAAGGCCUUUGUUGUUGGGGUCAGCAGAAAGGCAACUAGAGUCACGCUCCCAGGUGAGCGGGCCGGGGUCCGGGGGAGCCGCCCUGGCGUAGAAGCUAGGUACUGUUGUAGGCCUCUGAUCUAUUGUAAUUUUUUCUUUUCUUAGUAGUUUGGGCUUGCGCUCAUGAAUAGCUGCUGUUAGGUUUUUCUAAUCUUAUUUAUAUUCUCCUUGUAAAUCGAGUGACUUGUAACGAGUGGCAGUGAGGUGAAUAUAGUACAGACAAGCUGGACGUAGCCUAUAUUGGGUGAACCAGGAUAAAU